AUGAAAUUUAAUAUAUUACAUCAAUUGUUUUUAUUAUCUAUUAUUUUUAAUUUUAUUUCUUAUAUACAUAAAGCAUCAGGUUCAUCAGUUUUCUCCGGUUCAAGUAAACAUAAAAAUCCUAAAGUGGAUAAAAGUGUAUCACAUAAAAAGAAACAAGGUGCAAAUGAUGAUGAACAAGAUGCUGCUGAUGAUGAUUCAACAUCUCAAUCAAAUUCACAUGAAUGUCAAUUACGAUCAAUGUUACUUGCAAGUUAUGUACCUGAAGCUCGUCCAGUUGUUAAUACAACAACAGUAACUGUUGUUGAUGUUGGUCUUACUAUAAUUCAAGUGAUGGAUUUAGAUGAACAAGAUCAAGUCAUGACAACAAAUGUUCAAAUUGCAUUAAAAUGGCAAGAUGAGCAUUUACGAUGGACACCCAGUGAUUUUAAUUAUCAAAAUCGUACUGUUUUUUCAGCGCGUGAAAUCUGGACACCUGAUAUUGUUCUAUUUAAUUCAGCUGAAGUUGCUUAUUCUCAACAACGUGAACAUUAUUUAUUAACAGUUCAUUGGAAUGGAACAGUUGAAUGGGUUUUUCCAGAUGUAUUUCGAUCCUAUUGUGAUGUUGUUAUUACUUAUUUUCCAUUUGAUAAACAAAAUUGUACACUUGAAAUACAAUCAUGGUCACGACCCUCUGAUGAAUUAUUAGUUCGUCAUCAACCACAAAAUGUUCAUCAACGAAGUCAUUAUAUUCGUACAGAAUGGCAAAUUUAUGAAAUUGAUGUUAAAAAUGCGUCAAUGAAACGUUAUUUAUGGCUUGUAUUUUAUAUAAAUAUGAAACGUAAUUAUCAAUUUUAUGUUAAUCAAUUGAUAUUUCCAUUUUCAAUUUUAUCUUGUUUAACAUUAUUUGUUUUUUGGCUUCCACCUGAUUCCGGUGAAAAAAUUACAUUAACAAUAACUAUUCUUCUUGCAUUAACAGUUUUUCUUCAACUUAUUUCGGAUUAUACACCCAAAGCUUCAUCGAACCUUCCUAUUAUUGGUAUAUAUUUUAAUGUCAAUUUGAUAUUGGUGCUAAUAUCUGUUGUUCUCACAGUUAUUGUACUUAAUUUUCAUUAUCGUGGACCGAAAAAAUCUCGUGUACCUUAUUGGUGUCGUCGUAUAGUCAUGGCAAAAAUUGGUCGUUGGCUUGGUUUUAAUUUUGUUAGUCGUGAACAGUUAUUUUCUCGAGCAUUUUCUAUUAAAGCUCGUGCAAAGCAUAAAUCUCGUCGAGAUAAUAUCAAUGGUAAUCUUAAUCGUAAUGCAAAAGAUACAGAAAUAAAUUUGCCACUUCGUCCUAUAACAGCAACAACAGAUAUUGGUACUGAAGAAGUGACUCCUCUAUCAGAUGAACAAAAUUCUUUAACAUAUAAUAUUGAACAAAUAUUACUUAAAAUGCAAAGACAAUUUGAUCCAAGUAAAAUUGAUGAUGAACAAUUAAAAAUUUCUAUAUUACGUGAAAUACUUGAAUGUCAACGUUUACUUUUAACUAUUCAUGCAAAGAAACAAAAUCUUGAUUCUGAAUCACUACAUGAUAUAUAUGAAGAAUGGAAAAUUCUUGCUAUUAUUAUUGAUAGAAUUUGUUUUAUAUUUUAUCUUACUAGUAUGCUUGCUGCAUCUAUUAUUUUCUUUGUACGUGAACCAAUUUUAAAACGAAAUGCAUAA
Messenger RNA from Adineta steineri, 1677 nucleotides. NCBI's taxonomy places the organism in Eukaryota, Metazoa, Rotifera, Eurotatoria, Adinetida, Adinetidae. The record is from the annotation of a GenBank genome assembly.